AUGGCUUCAGGGCUCUUUUCCGACUUCUCCCCAUGGCAUAUUCCUGCCAUGUUUAUAGGGACUGCGUUCACCUUGGGCGGUCUUCUUCCGUUUAGAGCCCCAGCUCGUGCUAUGCGCGAAUAUGGACUACCUGAAGGCAUUGUCAGAUCGGAACCAGCGCAGACGGCAUUUGCCAUAUAUGGCUCUCGCGUAUCCGCCUAUGGUCUUGCUCUAUGGACUUUCUACCUACGUCGCGAGUAUCAUGUUGUAGAUACGUUGCUGAGCAUGCUCUUUUGGUGGGGUGUUGCUGACCUCUGGGUCUGCUUGAAAGCGGGUGCUCCAAGGACAGGCGCCUGGAGGUUUAUCAGCAGUGUCCUUUUAGGAGGCUGGGGUUACUUUGGAUAUACUGCUAAGGGAUCUUUGUAG
Fusarium sp. VM40 is the source of this 405-nucleotide messenger RNA. Lineage: Eukaryota; Fungi; Ascomycota; Sordariomycetes; Hypocreales; Nectriaceae. The record is from the annotation of a GenBank genome assembly.